GCGUUUGUGUGGUUCAUUUAAUUUACAUAUGCAAACAACGCAAAGCGCUAUCAACUCCCUAUUUAAACGUAUCUAAUCACAGAACCAGGCCACCUGUGAAAAUAAGUGGCAGUUAGUUAAUAUUCUCGAUGACAAUGUUUUCCAGUAUGAUGCAGCCACGUCAAAGUGAGUUUUUCAUUUUCCUCAACAAGGUUACGUAAUUUAGCAAAUUUCCCGUGAGAUUAAGGAAAAAUAGAUCAGUGAAAGUGCGCUCGUUAAGAUGCUUUGCAAAACAUUAACGGAAAAGUGUUGUAACGUAAAUAUGUGGAAAAAUUAAAGAGAAUUAGUGAACUUGCAAACAAGAAACAUAGUGAAAAAUAAGAAUAUUUUACAACAAAACUAUCAUCAUCGUGUAUAGAAACUAGUUUAGCAAAAAAAGUCAUAUUUAUCUUAUGCACAGCGAAAAUACCAAGUCUUCGAUGUCGACAUAUCCAUCAUUUAACUCACGUCGUUUUAUGAAUACAAUGGACGUUGGUAUAGUGAAAAUCGCAGAAGACAGCGACUUCUGCAACUUGAAACGGUUGGUGGACGACCACGACGGUUGGAAGUUAGAGUACGAUAGCAAUUCAGAAAAUAUAAAGGUCUGGACCAAAUCUACGCCAGCAACGAAUUUUAAAAUGGUAAAAGUUCACUCAUCAUUUUCAAAUAUAACGGCAAACACAAUGUUCGAUGUGUUACACGAUCCAGAUUAUCGCAAGAAAUGGGAUGAACAUAUGCUGGUUUCCACCGAAAUAGGCUAUUUGAACCCGAACAAUGACGUUGGAUAUUAUGCAUUGUCUUGCCCUGCUCCAGUAAAGAAUAGAGACUUUGUCCUGCAAAGGUCAUGGCUCGACUUGGGUAACGAAAAACUAAUCAUUAACCAUUCAGUUAAUCAUAAAGAUUAUGGCCAGAAAAAAGGAUUUGUAAGAGCCACCUCAUACCUUACAGGCUUUGUGGUGAGAAAAUCUGGACCUGGUUGUUUCUUAGGAUACAUUUCCCAAACUGACCCAAAAGGCAAACUGCCCACAUGGUUGGUAAACAAAAUAACGCAAAAGUUUGCGCCGAGAGUGGCGAAACAGUUGAAGAGAGCAGCCGAAGGAUAUGAAGACUGGAAAGCACAACAGCCGGACCCGAAGGAUAAACCCUGGAUUUAUGCCGAAUUUACGUUCCCAAGAAUUAGUGUUGCUGAUUGUAUCAACUUGGAACAUAUAGAAGAUGGUAAUGGAGAUGACGAGCAGCAUUGACCACUGUUGGGCUAAGCGAUAAGGGUUUCUCUCAGUUACGAGUUUCGCAGUAUUGUUGCCAUAUGGUACUUCAUUGAUCUUAUAAAAUGUAUAUAUUUUUUAAAGUGAAAUUUUUCAAAUAAAUAGGUUUUUAUUCACCAAACAUAUUAGAUAUUAGACAUAACUCUUAUUCAAUGCAAACUAGUUUUCAUGAUAUAAAAAUGUAUUUAUAUCGAUUUCAAUCAGUAGAUGCUAGUUUCUUAAACCGAUAAAAAACCGACCGUAAAAAAGCUUGAUAGAUGACUAUUUUGAACAGAUCAAAUACGAAUACCCAGUUGCCGACUGGAAAAAUAACUAAUAUUUCUUGAAAGAUAAUCAUUCAAAUGUAAUUACAAAUAUCGUUAAAAGGACUACCAACAAUCUACACGUACAGUAGUUUUAAGAAUAGAUUAAAGAUAGUUUAUUGUAAUUUUAUCUUUAGAAUACUGCAAAUAACAAAUCUGUGAUUUUUAAAAGGAUUACAAAGAAGUUCUUAUAAGUAUAUUAAUGUUGAGUAAGACUAAGAAUGAGAUUGCAGUUGAUUAUUAAUGAAAUAAAUUACUAAACAUUAAA
Messenger RNA from Dendroctonus ponderosae (mountain pine beetle), 1853 nucleotides. RefSeq names its product START domain-containing protein 10. The coding region runs from base 432 to 1262 and encodes 276 amino acids. The transcript is spliced from 6 exons. Gene Ontology annotation, molecular function: lipid binding. Lineage: Eukaryota; Metazoa; Arthropoda; Insecta; Coleoptera; Curculionidae. The record is from RefSeq and is a predicted model, not a curated record.